This is a messenger RNA of Phodopus roborovskii (desert hamster), 2693 nucleotides long. RefSeq names its product zinc finger protein 169 (gene Znf169). Gene Ontology annotation, cellular component: nucleus. Gene Ontology annotation, biological process: regulation of transcription by RNA polymerase II. Gene Ontology annotation, molecular function: DNA-binding transcription factor activity, RNA polymerase II-specific; RNA polymerase II transcription regulatory region sequence-specific DNA binding. Lineage: Eukaryota; Metazoa; Chordata; Mammalia; Rodentia; Cricetidae. The coding region runs from base 59 to 2263 and encodes 734 amino acids. The record is from RefSeq and is a predicted model, not a curated record. The transcript has 4 exons.
UCAGAUUGGACUCUGCAUGUAGACUCUUCUCUAGGGAGAGUGUUCUGGAGAGUGGGAGAUGGCCCCAGGGCUCCUGACAACCAGAGACGAGGCAUUAAUGGCUUUCCAUGACGUGGCUGUGGCCUUCAACCAGAUGGAGUGGGAGCUGUUGAGUCCUUCUCAGAGGCUCCUGUACAGGGAUGUGAUGCUGGAGAAUUAUAGCCACCUGGUCUCCCUGGGAAUUGCAUUUGCCAAACCCAAACUCAUCACACAGCUGGAACAAGGGGCAGAACCCUGGAGAGAUGGCAGUGAAUGCCUUCUGGACCUUUGUCUAGCAGAACCCAGGACAGAAUUAGAGCCCCGCCUCUCCUGCCCGAUAGCCUUUGCUAGUCCGGAAGUCCUCAGAGUGUGUGUGCUGAGUGGACACCCCCCAGAGACUUUCCCAAGCCCACCAGCCAGCAGCGACCUCCAGCUGGAAGCUCCCGGCGGUUCUAGCAGUAAAGAGGAGGACAACAGCGAUGCUCUGUUUCAGGGAUCGAGUCCAGUGAGGACCCUGAAGACAUUCUUUAGCCCAUGUCAGGGUCAGGCAGUGUACUGGGUAGAAGGCAACAGGAAACAAACAGACCUUGGCCUGGCCUCAGAAGGGAUCCCUGAGAAUGCAUGCACAGCAUUGACGGGAUCUCACGAGUCAGCAUCUGGAACAAUCAUGCAUGGAGCAUUUCCACUGGGGCUUAAUGAUGCCACAAGCCUGUUCAGCCCUCAGAGGCAUCAGGGAUAUCCCGACUGCGGAGGAGGCUUUUGCCAGAGGUCAGACCUCAUGAAGCCCCAGAGACUGCACGGAGGGGAAAAGCCUUACUCGUGUGCCGAAUGUGGGCACCAGUUUACCCAGAAGGCCUCUCUCACGGUCCAUCAGAGGAAACACUCCGGAGAGAAGCCAUAUGUGUGUGGGGAGUGUGGGCGAGGCUUCAUGUAUGUAUCCUCUCUCAACAACCACAAGAAGAUCAUUCACUCCGGUGAGAGCCCCCUUGUAUGUACGGAGUGCGGGCGAGGCUUCCGCCAGAAGGUAGACCUCCUCCUUCACCAGAGGACUCACCUGGACACAAAGCCCUUCGUGUGUCCGGAGUGCGGGAAGGGCUUUUGCCGAAAGGCCUCGCUGUUACAACACAGGUGGAGCGCUCACUCGGGCGACAACCCCUUCCUGUGCUCGGUGUGCGGGCGUGGCUUCAGGCUGCUCUCAAGGCUCCUCACUCACCAGGUCACACACUCCGGGGAGAAACCCUACGUUUGUGCUGACUGCGGGCAACGCUUUGGCCAAAAGGGCACGCUCAUCCGACACCAGAAGACACACACCGGGGAGAAACCUCACGUCUGUCGCCAGUGUGGCUGGGGUUUCACCCAGAAGGUCAACCUCAUCAGACACCAGAGGACUCACACAGAGGAAAAGCCUUACCUGUGCCCCGAGUGUGGGCAAGCCUUUGAGUUCAAGUCACUCCUCACCAGGCACCAGAAGACACACAUGGGGGAGAAGCCCUAUGUGUGUGCCCAGUGUGGCAGGGGCUUUAGCCAGAAGUUCAACCUCAUCGGGCACCAGAGGAUCCACACAGGGGAGCUGCCUUUCCUGUGCCCUGAGUGUGGGCGUGGGUUUGUAAAGCAGGCCACGCUGAUCCGACACCAGAGGACCCAUGCACGUUGGGAGAAGCCUUACCAGUGCCCCGAGUGUGGGCGAGCGUUCGAGUUCAAGUCACUCCUCACCAGGCACCAGAAGAUCCACACGGGGGAGAAGCCCUAUGUGUGUGCCCAGUGUGGCAGGGGCUUUAGCCAGAAGUUCAACCUCAUCGGGCACCAGAAGACACACACCGGGGAGAAGCCGUACGUGUGCUCCCAGUGUGGCCAGAGUUUUAGGCAGAAGUUCAACCUAAUCAGGCACCAGAGGAUUCAUACAGGGGAGAAGCCCUUCCUGUGCGCCGAGUGUGGGCAUGCGUUUGGGAAGAAGGUCUCUCUCAUCAGACACCAGAGGACCCACGGAGAGGAGAAGCCGUACCGGUGCCCCGAGUGUGGACGAGCUUUCGAGUUCAAGUCACUCCUCAUCAGGCACCAGAAGACGCACACGGGAGAGAAGCCCUAUGUGUGUGCCCAGUGUGGCAAGGCCUUUAGCCAGAAGUUCAACCUCAUCGGGCACCAGAGGAUCCACACAGGGGAGAAGCCGUACCCGUGCCCCCAGUGCGGGCGUGCCUUUGGCUUUAAGUCUCUCCUCACCCGACACCAGAGGACACAUUCGAAGUAGGAGCUCUAUGUAAACAGCGUGUGUGGGUAGAGCCUGUAUGCAACGUCACACUCAUCUCUAACUGGAGGACUCAGGCCAGUUCACAGAGAAGCCAUUUGUUUUGGGUGUGGCUUCGGCUUUAACUCUGCCCUCAUUGUACACCAGCAGACCCACUCUGGGAAGAAGCCGUGUGUGUGUGUGUGUGUGUGUGUGUGUGUGUGUGUGUGUGUGCACGCGCGCGCGCGCGUGCAGGAAUUGCGGGUGGCUUCAAGCAGAAGUCUCACCACCGCAGACACAGGAGAACCAAGUGUGGCCAACAGCUCCUAGCCUGAGAAGUGUUUGCCCGUCUUGUUCCUCCCUUUGUCCAGGAGCACGAAGCUGGCAGAACUCACUCGUGAAUGUUCCGUUUUCCGGAAAUGGGAUGGGGGAAAGUCCUUGCUUGCUCAUGAAA